AUGGGAGGAAGUUGUAAGGAUCAGAAAAUAGCAUUAGCUAUAUGCUUGCAACGGUCACCAUGUGUUCUAAUACAAAGACAUACACCCAAGGAAUGUCUCACUGAUCCCGAUCUCAAGAAGGACUUACCCGAACUAUGUAAAGCUAAUUUCAGAGCAUUUAUGGACUGUAAACGAGGCGCUUUUGAUAUGAGGAAACGAAUGAAGGGUAAUGCUCCAUUAUCGACAGGUAAAUUUAAUGAACAAUAUGACAAAUUAUCAUCGGGUAAUUUCAACCCCGAGGAAGAGAUUAGAAAGUUGGAAGUAAUGAAUAGGAACUUGUCGAAACAACAGCAGUUACAAGAAGAGAAAGAAAAGGCCAGGUUAGAAGGUAGUUAA
Molecule: messenger RNA, 375 nt
Organism: Lodderomyces orthopsilosis Co 90-125
Lineage: Eukaryota; Fungi; Ascomycota; Pichiomycetes; Serinales; Debaryomycetaceae
Exons: 2
Coding region: 1-375 (124 amino acids)
Biological process (GO): mitochondrial respiratory chain complex IV assembly
Cellular component (GO): mitochondrion
Source: RefSeq, a predicted model, not a curated record